AUGUCCAAUAAAACAAUUUUAAAAGUGUUGUGUGCAGCAGAAGCUGCUGGAGAAUUCGAUGAACCUACUCCUUCAAAACGAAGAUAUUGGUUUUUUGAGUAUUAUCGAAUGUCGGUUAAAUCAUUCGACGAACGCUUAGCUAAGCUUCGUCAACUUUUAACUAAAGAAAUUACAAAUAUGCGUAAUCCUUUAAGUCCGGAGGUUAGACUGACGGUGACUAUAAGAUAUCUGUCAACUGGAACUUGUUUUAAAGCUUUGCAAUUUGAUUUUAAUAUUGGGAAGAGUACAGUUGCACAAAUUGUCAAAGAUACAURUCAAAUUUGUUGGAAAGUAUUACAACCGACAGAAAUGUCUCCACCGACUAUGGAACAAUGGCUUGAUAUAUCAGAACAUUUUUAUAGAAGUACGAACUUUCCUAAUUGUCUCGGGAGUAUCGAUGGGAAACACAUAAGGUGUAAGAAUCCAUAA
This is a messenger RNA of Diuraphis noxia (Russian wheat aphid), 468 nucleotides long. RefSeq lists its product as uncharacterized. NCBI's taxonomy places the organism in Eukaryota, Metazoa, Arthropoda, Insecta, Hemiptera, Aphididae. The record is from RefSeq and is a predicted model, not a curated record.